This is a messenger RNA of Elgaria multicarinata webbii, 3062 nucleotides long. RefSeq names its product COPI coat complex subunit gamma 2 (gene COPG2). The record is from RefSeq and is a predicted model, not a curated record. The coding region runs from base 70 to 2685 and encodes 871 amino acids. Gene Ontology annotation, cellular component: endoplasmic reticulum-Golgi intermediate compartment; endoplasmic reticulum; COPI vesicle coat. NCBI's taxonomy places the organism in Eukaryota, Metazoa, Chordata, Lepidosauria, Squamata, Anguidae. Gene Ontology annotation, biological process: endoplasmic reticulum to Golgi vesicle-mediated transport; organelle transport along microtubule; intra-Golgi vesicle-mediated transport. Gene Ontology annotation, molecular function: structural molecule activity. The transcript has 24 exons.
CCUGCCCGGGUUGUGAGCGGUUGGAGGCUGAGGUAAGCGGCCAGAAGCCAGCAGGCCGCUGCCGCCGCCAUGAUCAAGAAGUUCGAUAAGAAGGAUGAGGAGGCUGGUAGUGGCUCAAAUCCCUUCCAGCAUUUGGAAAAGAGUGCCAUUCUCCAGGAGGCACGUAUCUUUAACGAGACCCCCAUAAAUCCAAGAAGAUGUCUGCACAUACUGACCAAGAUCCUUUACUUGCUGAACCAGGGUGAACAUUUUGGAACAACAGAAGCCACAGAGGCCUUCUUUGCAAUGACAAGGUUAUUCCAGUCAAAUGAUCAAACCUUAAGGAGGAUGUGUUACCUCACUAUCAAAGAGAUGGCCAACAUUUCGGAGGAUGUUAUCAUCGUGACCAGCAGCUUGACCAAAGACAUGACGGGGAAAGAAGACGUGUACCGAGGCCCGGCCAUUAGGGCGCUCUGCCGGAUCACGGACGGAACGAUGCUGCAAGCUAUUGAGAGGUACAUGAAACAAGCCAUUGUGGAUAAAGUCCCCAGUGUAUCCAGUUCGGCGCUGGUGUCUUCCUUACACAUGAUGAAGAUCAACUAUGAUGUGGUCAAACGGUGGAUCAACGAGGCCCAGGAAGCUGCUUCCAGCGACAACAUCAUGGUGCAGUACCACGCUUUAGGACUGCUCUACCACCUUAGGAAGAAUGACCGCCUCGCCGUUUCCAAGAUGCUGAAUAAAUUCACGAAAUCUGGACUGAAAUCCCAGUUUGCGUACUGCAUGCUGAUCCGGAUUGCCAGCCGGCUGCUGAAGGAGUCUGACGAGGGGCACGACAACCCUCUCUUUGACUUCAUCGAGAGCUGCCUGCGGAACAAGCACGAGAUGGUCAUUUACGAGGCGGCCUCCGCGAUCAUCCAUCUCCCGAACUGCACGGCCAGGGAACUGGCCCCGGCCGUCUCAGUGCUUCAGCUCUUCUGCAGCUCUCCCAAGCCUGUCCUGAGAUACGCCGCAGUCAGGACCCUUAAUAAGGUGGCCAUGAAGCACCCCUCGGCGGUCACGGCCUGCAACCUGGACCUCGAGAACCUGAUCACGGACUCAAACCGCAGCAUCGCCACCCUGGCCAUCACCACGCUCCUGAAGACGGGGAGCGAGAGCAGCGUGGACAGGCUCAUGAAGCAGAUCUCUUCCUUCGUGUCCGAGAUCUCCGACGAGUUUAAGGUGGUGGUGGUCCAGGCUAUCAGCGCCCUGUGCCAGAAGUACCCGCGGAAACACAGCGUGAUGAUGACCUUCCUCUCCAACAUGCUCAGGGAUGAUGGUGGCUUUGACUACAAGCGCGCCAUCGUCGACUGCAUCAUCAGCAUCAUCGAGGAGAACCCCGAGAGCAAGGAGUCGGGCCUGGCCCACCUCUGCGAGUUCAUCGAGGACUGCGAGCACACGGUGCUGGCCACCAAGAUCCUCCACCUGCUCGGCAAGGAAGGGCCUAGGACCCCCUCGCCCUCCAAGUACAUCCGCUUCAUCUUCAACCGGGUGGUGCUGGAGAACGAAGCCGUCAGAGCCGCUGCCGUCAGCGCGCUGGCCAAGUUUGGGGCCCAGAACGAGAGCCUGCUCCCAAGCGUCCUGGUGCUCUUGCAGAGGUGCAUGAUGGACAGUGACGACGAGGUCCGUGACCGAGCCACCUUCUACCUGAACGUGCUGCAGCAGAGGCAGCUGGCCCUGAACGCAGCGUACAUCUUCAAUGGUCUGACGGUCUCCAUUCCCGGGAUGGAAAAGGCCCUGCACCAAUACACGCUGGAGCCAUCGGAGAACCCUUUCGAUAUGAGGUCUGUGCCGCUAGCCACGGCCCCCACCUUUGAGCAGAAAUCAGAGGUAGCCCUCAUGGCCAGCAAGCCAGAGAAACUGGCUCCUUCACGGCAGGACAUCUUCCAAGAACAGCUAGCGGCGAUUCCGGAGUUCAAGAAUCUCGGCCCGCUCUUCAAGUCCUCCGAGCCAGCGCAGCUCACCGAGGCGGAGACGGAGUAUUUUGUUCGGUGCAUCAAGCACGUCUUCUCGAAUCACGUCGUCUUCCAGUUUGAUUGCACAAACACCCUCAAUGACCAAUUACUGGAAAAGGUGACCGUGCAGAUGGAGCCAUCAGAAGCGUACGACGUCCUCCGCUGCAUCCCAGCCCCCAGUCUCUCCUACAACCAGCCUGGCAUGUGCUACACACUGGUCCGGCUGCCCCUGGACGACCCCACGGCAGUCGCUUGCACUUUUAGCUGUACAAUGAAGUUCACUGUCCGGGACUGUGACCCCAACACUGGAGUGCCGGACGAUGAUGGUUACGAUGAUGAAUACGUGCUGGAAGACCUGGAGCUCACGCUCUCCGACCACAUGCAGAAAGUUCUGAAGCCCAACUUCGCAGCUGCCUGGGAGGAAGUGGGGGAUGACUACGAGAAAGAGGAGACCUUCGCUCUCAGUACCAUCAAGACCUUGGAUGAAGCUGUCAACAACAUUGUGAAGUUCCUGGGCAUGCAGCCGUGCGAGAGAUCAGAUAAAGUGUCAGAGAACAAGAAUUCCCACACCCUCUACCUGGCUGGUGUGUACAGAGGCGGCUUAGAUGUGCUGGUGAGGUCCAGGCUCGCCCUGGGUGAUGGCGUGACCAUGCAGGUGACGGUCCGGAGCAUCGUGGAGACGCCGGUGGACGUCAUCUUGGCUUCUGUUGGUUAAGAGUCGUAAUGGUUCAAAGGGGCUCCCGGGAUCUACAACACUGCAUGUUUCGUCUCUCCACCCACCCCGCGCCUUUUCUCUUGAUCAGUGGAUUCUUGUGGUAACGGCCUGGCUUCGUCUCUUCCACGGCACUGGAGCUGAGCUACAGCCAGACACCAGCUCCACCUCUACAUUCCUGUAUAAAUUAUUGUCUCCGUGCUGCCAGUAGAAUCAGGGCAGUGGGUAGAGGAUUGCCUUUUUUUUUUCUUUUUCUAAAAAAAAAAAAAAGAGCGAAACUUUUCUUGAAUUGAUUUUUAUUAGCAGAAAAUAAACAGGGUCCGUUUCCAGCAUUGACGUCUGUUUUAACUGGUGCAGUUAAUAAAACACAUUCCGUAGUA